AUGUCACCUAUCGGACCACACUUUCCAUUUGUGACAUAUCCAUCACAAGGCCACAUCAACCAGUCUCUCGAGCUUGCCAAACGCCUCGCCAGAACCAUCACCAGAGCUCGAGUCACCUUCACCGCCCCCAUCUCCGCCUACGACCGCAGUAUGUUCUCCAAAGAAAACUCCCCUGAAACCCUAAUAUUCGCUACUUACUCCGAUGGACACGACGACUGCUUCAAAUCCUCUACUUCUUCUGAAAAAUCUCGCAAAGACACAGCCGGACAAUACAUAUCUGAGAUGAGACAACGUGGCAGAGAAACCCUAACCGAACUAAUCAAAGAUAGCAGGCGUCAAAACCGGCCUUUCAUUUGCGUGGUUUACACCAUGGUCCUCCUCACUUGGCUGAGCUGGCGCCCAGUAACUAUCUUCUUCAUCUUCAACUACUACUUCAACAGCUACACAGAUGCAAUCUCAGAGAUUGUUACUAAAACAACCGUUCUGGUUCUAUUAAAUUACCCUCUCUGCCACUGUUCCGUCUCCAUGAUCUUCCUACAUUCUUCGUUCCGAAAAAUGCAUAUUCGUUUCUUCUGCCGGCAUUUCAAGAGCAGAUCGAGAAACUGA
This is a messenger RNA of Eruca vesicaria subsp. sativa (arugula), 606 nucleotides long. The record is from the annotation of a GenBank genome assembly. Lineage: Eukaryota; Viridiplantae; Streptophyta; Magnoliopsida; Brassicales; Brassicaceae.